Molecule: messenger RNA, 2805 nt
Organism: Trypanosoma theileri
Lineage: Eukaryota; Euglenozoa; Kinetoplastea; Trypanosomatida; Trypanosomatidae
Exons: 1
Coding region: 1-2805 (934 amino acids)
Biological process (GO): transmembrane transport
Cellular component (GO): plasma membrane
Molecular function (GO): transmembrane transporter activity
Source: RefSeq, a predicted model, not a curated record
AUGGAUACCAUUGACUGGCAGCACAUUGCGGAGAGCCGGAAGUGGGACAAGAAGCAGCGGGAGGAUUUGGUGAAUGGCGCUGAGGUGGAAAAAGAGGUGCCAAAGGUUCGAGUAAUAGGUAACUUGAACGAUGAUACGGUGAGUCUCAAGACGUACUGGUACUUAGUUGUUUCGCCUGACUUCUAUAGACCUCUCUUUAUAGCGCUGCGUAUCACCGUGGUGGGAUUGUUACCGCUAAUGGUUGUUGCAGACAUGUACCCUCACAUCUUUCCAAUGUACAGCGCUAUGAGUCUGUUUGUUGCUGCGUACGGCCAGGAGACCAUUGGGGAGCAGUUUGUUUUUGCGAUAAUUGGCACUCAAGUUGGUGUAUGGGUGAUGCUGUGGGGGUCGCUGAUGUAUCUUUUCAACCUGCUAGAACAUCCCAUCGCGUGGUGGUGUGCAGUAUUUUUUGGUCCUUUUUUUGUGGCACUUACUGGAGAUUGGCGCGGUAAACGAUUGUGCAUACUACUUUCACUUCUUGUGAUGGGAGUUCAACGGGCACUCUGGGAUAGAGGAAUGCAAAGUUCCACUUUAGCUGUAAAAGUGGGUCGUGAUUUGAUCAUACCUGUGGGAUUCGCCAUUGUCCAGGCAUUCCUUCCACCCUUUACAAUAACCAGCCGAGCGGAUGCGGCGAUGGCUGAUGCGUGGGUGCAUGUUGGAAGCAUAGUACGCAAUGCUGCCACAGCCUGCUGGUCAGAGGAUCCAUUUGAGACCGUAUUGGCGCUUGCAAGAAUUAGCACUGAUCCAAUAAACAGUUGUUUGGACACUGUCCCACAAAAACUAUUCUUUAUUACGUAUGAACCGUGGGAAUCGACACUGCGGCUGCAGCUGAGGAAAGAACGCGUAGAGUGGCUGCGUCGUCUUAUGCCCAUGCUGCACGCUUUGGCAGGUGCAGCACGCAAAUUGAAUUUGGAGCAAGCUAAAGAGCCACACCAAGAUGGUAUAGAAAACAAUUCCUUCUCCCUCUCGAAAACCUCAAUGGAUGUUCUGCUAAAUCCACUAAACGAGUUUCUCGACGCACUUGACGCCACACUAAAGGCACUUGGUUCUUUUCUGAACCCAAAAGAAGUGGUGGAAAAGGUGCCCUUUGAUGAACUCGAGGCAGCCACCACAAAGCUGCAAUCUGCUAUCGAUAAGCUGCACUUCGACAUGAUGAAGCGAAAAGAAGGACCUCCGAAUGCUGUGCAGUACAUGCACCUUGUGUUUGCUCACCUCAUGAUGGUACUGUUGGGAGAAGAGCUUGUGAAGUACGCGGAGCUAAUGCGACACUUUGAUAGGAAGCGGUACAAAUCCACAUCUCGUCAUAUACUAGAGUUUUUCUUUCUGGAUUACUGGAAUGACUUCUGGACUGAGCUGCCGAAGCGUAUCACAUUGGCCACACCCCGUGAUGUCCGUUUGGCAAAGGAUGCAUUUAAACUCGCAUGCGGCUACACACUUGCACUAAUAUAUGCACUCACCAUUGACACGGAGAGCAUUUACUAUUUCGGCAUGGCAAUUCUCGUAGGUGUGGGUCUCCCAACUGUGGGGGAAUCCCUGGUAUUGGGAGCACAGCGUUUGACCGGACUUAUGCUUGCCACAUCAAUUUCAUAUUUGGUGUACAACCAUCAUAGGAACGAUGUCGAAAAAUAUGCUCUCAUAUCACUUGCAGUGUUUUUAUCACUCUUUCUCCGUAUAAUACCCGGUUAUUUUCAACUCGGAUUUUAUACAGCCCUCAUGUUGCCGACAAUGUUCCACCUUGUCGCCUCUCCGCUGAUGUCGCUGUCACGCCUUAUGUCAUGCACCUUCACCGCAUUUACAUAUCAUGCAAUCAUUGUUCUUGUAUUUCCAAUUGAUCCUAUAAAGGUGCUCCAUGGCAAGGAAUCGAAGGCGGUUAAAGACAUUUCCGAUAACUUCACUGAUUCGAUAGACUUUUUGCAGUCACCCGUUAAAGAAGAGGAAACUGGAACAGUUGAGUUUCUCCUUGAACUGAAAAAACGAUGUGCUGGAAUGUGGGCAAGUGUACGUCAACUACCACCGCUGUUUCAAACAGCUGCGACGGAGCCAACCAUUCGUGGCCUGCCAUUUCCAAAGCACCACCAUGAGGAACUCAUCCCGGUCUUGCGUCGACUCGCAUCUUCUGUGGAUAUUAUCGUGUUGGGUCUACUGAGCAUUCACCGGAAGCGUGUUGCGCCUGUCGAUCCGGCAUUGAAGCAGACUUUGCAUUCCAUCAAGCCACUGGUUCGUGGCAUUAACCGAUAUAGUCUUCUUGUCAUGCAGGACUUUGUGGAUGCAGUGGAGAAACCAACUAUAUGGACCUACAACAACUCAGCAAAACAUUUCUCAGCACUGCUGGUCCUCAAUAAUGAGCUAAAGAAAGCAUUUAGCGCGGCGCAACAAAACAUCAUUAUGGCCAUCCGAAAUAAAGCACAGGAACUGCGUAACAAUAGUAUGUUUAACAAUAGUAUAUUUGCACCAUCACAUCUUCAUUCCUAUGAUCAAUCGGUGGAUGGCAGAGUACUGGCGAAUGUGAUAAAAUCGCCAUAUGGCGGUGAUAUCGACUCAGAAGAGAUAGAUGAAACCUCGUUUGUUCGUGAGGAACUAACGGCACCACGCAAUGUGAGCUUUAUGCGGCGCCCUGAGGAUUUCACUGUCAACCACGACGUGAACAUGAGCAUUGCUGUUCUUGUUGGUAUUGAUUUUUUCUGCUCAGAGCUGGAGAAAACGUUGCGGGUCAUGUCUUAUGUGAAUAAAUUUGAGCUCAGUCGCCUCCCAAGCAAGACGAAGUAG